Trifolium pratense (red clover) is the source of this 1302-nucleotide messenger RNA. Its product is annotated as acidic leucine-rich nuclear phosphoprotein 32 family member A-like. The coding region runs from base 118 to 714 and encodes 198 amino acids. Gene Ontology annotation, molecular function: protein binding. NCBI's taxonomy places the organism in Eukaryota, Viridiplantae, Streptophyta, Magnoliopsida, Fabales, Fabaceae. The transcript is spliced from 2 exons. The record is from RefSeq and is a predicted model, not a curated record.
CUCAGUUCAUGUAAACAAAAAAAAAAAACUUAUCGACGAUCGGUCUCCUUUCAAUAGCUAUCACCUAUAAACUAUUGGCGGUGAAAACAAAACCUAACCAAAAUCCAAAUCUCGAGAAUGGUGGUGAUGACGCGGAGCCGAAGGCGCAUGAUGGAGGAAGCAACGGCGGAGUCACCGACUACGAUUCUCCCGGAGGAAGUGAUGAUUGAAAUCCUUAAAAGGGUUGAAUUGAACAAUACUCUACAAUUGAGGUGUGUUUGCAAAUCGUGGAAAUCGCUGGUUCUUGAUCCUCAAUUCGUGAAGCCCCACCUUUUCAAAUUGCUCAAUGAUAUCAACGUUCUAUUUUCCAAGGCCAUGGAAUUCUUCAAUGCUCUCAAAUCGCAGCAUCUUAUAGAUAACCCGGUCAUUCCUCAAGAACAAGAACAAGUAGACGAUGACGAUGAAGACGGUGAAGAAGAAGAAGAAGAUGCUGUUGUUGAAGAAGAAGAAGAAGAGAAUGUUGUCGAUGUUGCUGUUGAAGAAGAAGAAGAAGAAGAAGAAGAGAAAAAAGAAGAAGAAGCUGAGAAACAUUGGUUGGUGACAGCACUUGCUCAUCUGGAGGUUAUUUUGCUAAUGAAAGAACACUUUGUAGCUGCGCUGCCGCUGAGGAACCUUCCGACACAUAGCCAAACUCAGAUCAAAGUACAGAGGGAGUUGGACCAAGGCAAAAAAUGAGACCAAAACAGAUGCUAUAGAUGUGAAGAGUGUAGUCAACCCUACAAGAAGCUUUCUUGCUAAGUCAAUAACAAAAUCUUUUUCUUCAAACCGAGAUGUGAGUAUGGAAAGAAACAAAACAAGGGCAGUGACAGAGUCACAGAGGAGCAAAGUGCAACAAGUGAUGCUACAGCAUAUAGAGUCUGAAAGCAGGCUUUUUUAGCAGUAGUGGUAUACCAGAUUAUUGAUCAGGACCACCUGGGAUAGCAUAUGUUGAGGUUGUGAAUGCAACAGUUGCAACAAGUGCUGCUACCACUGAGCAAGAUUCUGCGGUUUUGGUGAGCCAUUUACCACCUUCUUUUACAAGUGGUGCAUGUGUAUCAAUGAAGACUUGCUUUGCUGUUUUCCCAUCCUUCUUAUAACAUCCAUAGAAAUUAGGCGGCACGGAGUUCUUAACAAGCUGAAAAACACAAACAUUAUGAGUAACUAGAAUAUUUUCCUUAAUCAAUGUCUCGUUUUGUGGAUGGAAAAAAUGUAAUCAGAUUCAGAGUUGGUGAUACUUCGCACCAAUAACAUGAUCACAAAAAAUGAUAAGCUAGUUUGUGAAGA